ACACACACACACACGCGACCAUAGUCGUUAGCCUCGCAUAUUAGUAUCAGGUUGACGAUUUCUCCGUGUAGCUUAUUCUCUAGCACUAAAAAUGAGCGACAAUGAUAAGGGCCGGGAGUCUCGCUCCGCUUCCAGGAGCGCGAGUCCCCGUGCCCCUGCGAAGUCGGCGAGUCGCACUCCAGCUCGUUCAAAAGAUGGAUCCCACCAUUCCCGUUCUAAGUCCUGGUCCCGCUCCAGGUCCAGAUCAGGCUCCCAUUCUAACCAUGGCUCUCAUAAGCACUACAGCCAUUCCCGGUCCCGCUCCAGGUCCGGCCGGCGCCGGUCCCGCAGCCGCUCCUACAGCGGAGAGCGCCGGCACAGGAGCCUCAGUCAUUCCCCCAUGUCUAAUCGCCGCAGGCACAUCGGCAAUCGGGCUAAUCCAGAUCCAAAUGCUUGCCUGGGAGUGUUUGGCCUGAGCCUGUACACCACAGAGAGGGACCUGAGGGACGUUUUCUCUAAAUACGGGAACCUGGCGGAUGUCAGCAUCGUGUACGACCAGCAGUCCAGGCGCUCCAGGGGCUUUGCUUUUGUUUACUUUGAGAACACAGCUGAUGCUAAAGAGGCAAAGGACCGAGCGAAUGGCAUGGAGCUGGACGGUCGAAGAAUCCGGGUGGAUUUCUCAAUCACAAAAAGACCUCACACCCCGACCCCGGGAAUCUACAUGGGACGUCCCACAUAUGGCGGUGGCGGCGGCGGCGGUCCUGGUGGUCCCCGGCGCUAUUCACGUGACUACGACCGCGGAUAUGACCGCGGAUAUGAUAGAGGCGGCUAUGAUCGCUAUGAUGACAGGGACUACUACCGAUCAUACAGACGAAGAUCUCCAUCACCAUACUACAGAGGAGCAUACAGAUCUCGGUCAAGAUCCCGGUCUUAUUCUCCUCGUCGAUAUUGAGCAGUUCAGGCAGACAAAAAUCCCUUAUUUCCAUGGACAGACGAGGAGUUUCUUCUAAAGAUUUGUUUGACUUUCUUGUAGAUAUGAUAUUCUUAAGGUGAUAUAUGACUUUCUUUAAUGUGGAGUUUCAUGGGAAAAUUUUGUACAAAGUCCUGAGAGAGCAGAACACCAGCACUGUAAGCUUAGCAAUGUACUGAUGUGAAAAGGGUUGGCAGAAAACCUUUUUCACCUGUUUCUGCCCCUGUAGGAGUUAUCCCUCUGCACAAUGUGAAACUUGGAAGAUGCCCGUCUGCUUAUUUCUCAGCUGGUUAGUUUAUUGUGUAAUUUGGAGCUUAACAAAUUAAAACUUGUAUAAAUCUUUGCAAUUCAUCAGGCACUGUUGUUCUCCAGAUAGUCACUGUUCCUGUCAGGACAUACUUUUUUUUUUUUUAACUUCAGAGAACAUUCAGUGUCUGGUCACGACAACAUCCUUCUGUUUAACAGACAAUUUUCUCAUUCAACUCCACACUAAAGAAACCAAACAGAUGACGAUGAUCACCAUUCUUCCUCUUGCUUAUCAAUAAUCAAUGAAAAUGGAAAAACACAUUUGAAGCCUUGUGUCCUUGUUUUAAAUUUUAAAUGUACAGGGCAGUGUUGUUCUAACUGGCAUGUUAAUUUAUGGGGUUUUGUUGUGUACAAACUGAGUGAGAAUUCAGCAAAAUUUAAACAAAUUAAAAGGGAAUAGUUUUUUUUUCCACCAA
Molecule: messenger RNA, 1671 nt
Organism: Xiphophorus maculatus (southern platyfish)
Lineage: Eukaryota; Metazoa; Chordata; Actinopteri; Cyprinodontiformes; Poeciliidae
Gene: tra2b
Product: transformer-2 protein homolog beta-like
Exons: 8
Coding region: 92-931 (279 amino acids)
Biological process (GO): positive regulation of mRNA splicing, via spliceosome
Cellular component (GO): spliceosomal complex
Molecular function (GO): RNA binding
Source: RefSeq, a predicted model, not a curated record